AUGUCUCCCGGAAAACCCACCUCCAUCGUCACGGCCGACAACGCUGGCCGCGGCGAUACCGACGAACAAAGAAACGGCACCGAAAUCAAGUCCAUCAACAGAGACGGUAUCGACAACGAUAACCGCCGAGAAGUUUCUGACGAUAAGCGCACCCAAAAAGACACGGAUAGCGGCAACUCCCAAAAAUUUACCAACAACGAAGCCACUACCAAGGACGGCAUGGGAAACAACGUGCGCACCGGUAUCAUCGCUGAGCGACAACAACCCGGCAUCAAAGGCAAACGCAAGAGCAACGCCAUUGUCGACGAUGAUAACCAAACUGAAUCCAUCCAUCGCGCGCGUCGCGCCCGGCAUACCUCUCUCCCAGUGACCCAGCACGACGUCUUGCCUUUGACUCCUGUUCCAGGCAAUCCUGAUCGUUACGGACCCCUUUUCCCCGUAACAUCUGCCAGGAACGCCAAUUCUGGAACUAGCAACAUCGCUUCCGAUACCCCCCAUGACAGCCGACCAAAUAACGAGCAGGACUGCACCAUCGAUAGGCCCCCGCAGCUAGUGCAGGCUUUUCGGACUCCAGAGCUGGGAAGUCGCAGUCCUCAACGUCAGCAUCGAGACGUGCCGCUCCAUCCCUGGGCUGAUGCUUUGUCCUCUGUGCUUGGCGCUGAGCCUGUACAGGAAAAUUCUGAACCCGUGCUACCGAGUGAGGAUGGCUUGGGAGGAGUUCAUACACCACUGGAAGUGAACUUGUUCCAAGAUUCUGAACUUUUCACACCUCUGGGCACCGAAUUGGAGGACUGGGGAGACAGCUUCGUCCCUGAUCCACUGGCAAGAUAUUACCAUUCCCAGACGACCACCCAGCCGCAAGAUGGGCUGAUUGAGAAUUUUGAAAACCCAAAUCGGUCGAUUCAUGUAGCCAACCCUAUGUAUUUCAACGGCACCUACUGGAACACUCCUGACAACAGACAGCCAAGCAACAACAAUAACGAUCAGCUGCUCCAGCAAUACCAACAGCAACGACCCUUCCCCAUUCAGCAUCCGCAGCCGCUGAACCAUCCAUUUGUCCAGCCCGGCAACCAGCGUGCCCUCUUCAACGGGCAGCACAUGCCCACAGCCACUGCUACUCGGACUCAGCCGAUCCAUCAACAGCAAGCUCCACCCACCCUCCAUCAACUCGCGCGGCCACACCAAUCCCCAGUCCGCAGCGGCAACGGCGCUGGCGGCCAGCCAAGAACAUUGGGGGAAAUCAUUACCGGGCUCGACCAAGAACUGACACGGCUGUACCAAGUCCGCAAUAGCUGGGGAGGGAGGUAG
Messenger RNA from Lasiodiplodia theobromae, 1308 nucleotides. RefSeq lists its product as uncharacterized. The coding region runs from base 1 to 1308 and encodes 435 amino acids. Lineage: Eukaryota; Fungi; Ascomycota; Dothideomycetes; Botryosphaeriales; Botryosphaeriaceae. The transcript has 3 exons. The record is from RefSeq and is a predicted model, not a curated record.